AACUCUUCAAGGUAUUUACUGUAGCUAUGACGACACCGUCGCCAUAUUGUUUACAAUGGCCGCCAGGAAAACACCGUAGAUCUUACACAUAGGGCCUAUUAAAAAACUGAAGUUGUUAAAAAAAUGGCGACCCAAACUCAAACAGUGAAGCGGUCUGGCUUUCAACCCGCCAGGACGCACGAUUAUCUUUAUGACCCGCAUUAUGUGUCUGCAAGUGAAAGAGAUCAUGCCAGGGCUACAUUCAAAGCUCAUACAAGCAUUGAUCGUGUUAAACGGGUGCCAUUGUAUGAUACUAUGUUUAGUGAACUACGCCAUCAUCCCCGUUUUCAAAUGCGAUUAGAUGUCACAGAUCCUGUACCAAAAUUUAUAUCAAGACAAUGGAGAGGUUAUGCUGACCAGGCCCGGGAGCAAUUGAUACGAUACACAACUUUUAAUUAUGAUCCAAGCGUAAAAGUGCCACCUAAGCAAUAUUCAGAUGCAGAAGUAGGAGGACGGAACCGAUAUAAGUUUUUCAGAAGGCCAAUAAUUCCAUUUUUACAACAAAUUCCACCAGAGGUUAUGCUUGCCACUGCCAGGCAAGAUCCACUGGCAGGGCCUGAACAGUUGCAGUUGGAACGUCCUCCAACCCCUCUGACAAAAACAGUAGAAAUUCAAACAGACUACAGGGACUCUGAGGCCCAAACAGAUCCAUACACCCCUGAAUAUGUUGUACGCCCUGGAUCCGCUCCUGAGUUGCUCACUUUGGCCACUCUGUCACAUGGCCAUGGACUUCCAGCUGGUUUGGCUGAGGUUGAGAUGAUUGAGCGUGCUCGUGCCAAACGUGCAUGGGAGGCAACUCUUCCUCCUCUGAAUGAUGUUUCUCAACUGGAAAAAAGACGAAAAAUGAUGGAUGAGAUGGAGAGGAAAGAAUGGGCACUCAGAGAGCAUGAAAUUGAAAAGUUACAGGAGGCUAGACUUGAAGUACUAAAACAGCUUCUGAAAAAGAGAGAGGAGAAUCAUGCAGAGCUAAAUAUCAAGAGACUGGAUAAACUAUGGACUAAAAAACAGAAAGAAAAGGAUGCUAAAGUGAAGAAAAUAAGGAAUGAACACAUAAAGACAAUCAGGAAGUUGACAAGAAAAAGGGGAAAGGUGGAAGGAAAAAUGGAAAGAAGGGAGAUUAUUCAAGAGUUUGCAAAUUUUGGAUCUCAAACCUAUGCUCCUCUUACACGGAUAGGAAUGUUUUUAGACCGAGGGUCUGAACAAUAUGUGGUGAAAAGCCGCCAUCUUAGCACCUAUCAAGGUCUGCUAGAGCUGGAAGCCUCACUUCCAGAUUUUGUAGUAAAUCCACGUGUCAAGGCACCAAAACCUAAAACAGUAACAAAGACUGGAUAUCUAAAGAGGAAAUACAGACAGGAACAAGAACUCAAAGACAUGCAUAUGUCCAUUGUGGAGGAAAAAGAGAAAGGAGAGGAGGAGCCUAAACCAUUGAGGUUCCUUCAAAAGAUUGAAAAACCUAUUCCUAGACCACCUACUCCUACAGUGGAUGUUCCCUCAGAGGGGAUGAAGACACCAGGAGAUAAGAUAGAGGAAGAAGAAAAAGAACUUGCUGUGAUAUUCUUACAGCAAGUCAUCAGGGGAAGAGCUAUUCAAAAUAUGAUUUUCGAGGGAAAAGAGAAAAGACAAGAACUUAUCAAGGAAUUAAGAAGCACUCAUGCUCUGCAAGAUGCUGAGCAACAAAUUAAGCAACAGGAGAAGCAAGCAACACUGGCACUGCAACGUCAGCGCAGACUACAUGAACACAAGGAAUUACUGGUUGAUGAAGCAAUGAGCCAGUUAGAGGGUUCCUCCCUUGGAGACACCCUGGACUUCCUCAGUAAGGAACUGGUCCGUCUACAGGAGGAGAGGAGGAUCCAUGCCUUCUCCAUGCUGGCUGAAAGACAGAGGAGAAUCAGGGAGGCUGAGGAGAGUGGAAGGAGGCAGGUGGAGGAGAGACGUCGCCGUGAGGAGGAUGAAGUUUUCAAACAGGUUGUCAAAGUUCACCAGAGAUCAGUAGAUACUUACUUGGAAGACAUUAUUCUGGGAUCAAUUGACAAAACAGCCGAUGAGCAGGCUCGCGCUGAGGUCAUGGAACAGGCCGAGAAGAUCAAUGAUCUGGCCUAUGAAAUAGAGGACAGUCGAACUCAGCUCCAGUCAGAAGAAAUAGUUGCUGAUCUUGUUCACUGUUUCUUAUUACCUGAAGUUCAAAAAACGACCAUGAGAGAGAAAGUUAGAAGAGAUCAGAGGAAAUACCUCCUAGCGGCUCACAAGGAGAUUCACAAAGAGGGAGAAGACAUCCUCUCCAUGCACGCUAAACCUGCCAAAGCUGAGACUGGCCAAGAAGAAGGAUCUUCAUGAACCACCUAAGCUACUAAGGCUGCCUUUCUUUAUCAAUAAACUGUCAGGUGAACAUCACAUUCGAGUGCUCAAAGUUCAGUAAUAUAUGGCUACAAAACAGAAUUCUUCUGCGUGACUGAAACUUGCGACACAUCCUGGGGGAAAUUUUCAAUUAUUUUAUGUCCAUUCACUUGUUUUUCUUAAAUCUAAAAUAUUUAAAACUAGAAGUGUUUUAUUUAUCUUUUUUUUUUUUGGCACUUUGGUAGAAAGAUAAUUUAACUGAAUGCUAGACUACCAUCAAUCACUUGUGCAAAUCAUGUUGAAGAGAAGAGACUUUUUUAAAUAAGCUACUCUGUGAUAGAUCUUUAUAUUGCACAGUUGAUGUGUGCAAGUGUAAUAUUUGUAUUGUUAACUGUAAAAAUUGAACAUAUGGAAUGAUAUUGUAUGAAUUUGUUUAUCCUAUGUUUUC
Messenger RNA from Saccostrea echinata, 2821 nucleotides. Its product is annotated as cilia- and flagella-associated protein 91-like. Lineage: Eukaryota; Metazoa; Mollusca; Bivalvia; Ostreida; Ostreidae. The record is from RefSeq and is a predicted model, not a curated record. The transcript has 16 exons. Bases 124 to 2373 code for a protein of 749 amino acids.